GAUGUCAUAAUGCAGUUGGGAACUCAUAACUGUCCCCCUCAUUUUAUUCAUGCCAGACUUUGGGAAGUAGAGAAAUCAAGGCUAAUGAACCAUCUAGAGAUAAGCCAUGGGGCUCAGAUUUUGUACUCACGGCAAUUUAAUUGUACUUGUAACUGAAGAUGUUGAAGAAAGAACCGAAUGGAAGAAGACGGAGAAGCAGAAACUCAAGAAAACUUUUAAAAAACAAACAAAAGCAGCUACAGAGAUCCAGGCCUGGUGGCGUGGCACCCUGGUACGCCGGACAUUGCUGCACGCAGCCCUCAGGGCCUGUAUCAUUCAGCGCUGGUGGAGGCUGACCUUGGAUAGCCUGCUGCAGAAGAAGCGAAGGCAAGCCCUGGUCACCUAUGCAAAUACAGUGAGGGCCGUGGUCAAGAUCCAGUCCUUGGUCCGUAUGUGGCGUAUCCACUGGCGAUACCGUCAGGUGCUCAAUGCCAUCUAUGUCAUUCAGUGCCACUGGCAAUGCCACAACUGCCAUACCUGUGCUCUCCUCCGGGGCCACUGUGUAGUCACAGCCACUCACCUACAGUUCCACAUUGAGAUCAUCAACCCCUAAAGGUUGGCAAGAAGGGGCACUGUGUCUCCUGUCCCCAGUAAAAGUUUAACCUGG
Molecule: messenger RNA, 646 nt
Organism: Neofelis nebulosa (Clouded leopard)
Lineage: Eukaryota; Metazoa; Chordata; Mammalia; Carnivora; Felidae
Gene: IQCF2
Product: IQ motif containing F2
Exons: 3
Coding region: 107-592 (161 amino acids)
Molecular function (GO): calmodulin binding
Source: RefSeq, a predicted model, not a curated record